Dermacentor albipictus is the source of this 3308-nucleotide messenger RNA. Its product is annotated as ubiquitin-like modifier-activating enzyme 1. Gene Ontology annotation, cellular component: cytoplasm; nucleus. The record is from RefSeq and is a predicted model, not a curated record. Gene Ontology annotation, molecular function: ubiquitin activating enzyme activity. Lineage: Eukaryota; Metazoa; Arthropoda; Arachnida; Ixodida; Ixodidae. Gene Ontology annotation, biological process: DNA damage response; ubiquitin-dependent protein catabolic process; protein ubiquitination.
ACGCAGGGACUGCAGGCCCCGGCUAACUCGUCAGCACAGAAUCCGCCAGAGAUUGACGAGAGCCUCUACUCUAGACAACUCUACGUGCUCGGGCGCGACGCCAUGUUACGCAUGGCACAAUCGGACGUGCUGAUAUCCGGUAUGGGGGGACUGGGCGUGGAGAUCGCCAAGAACGUCGUUCUGGGGGGCGUCAAGUCGGUCACCAUUCACGACACGGCCGUUUGCACACGAGACGAUCUUUCAUCGCAGUACUACCUAUGCGAGGAGAACCUGGGCGAGAACAGAGCCUCCGCUUCCGAGCCAUGGCUGACGCGACUUAACCAAUACGUGUGUGUGAAGACCUAUACGAAGCCGCUGUCCCCGGACUUUGUGCAGAACUUCAGUGUGGUGGUACUGACCGAGACUCCGCUGGAACAGCAACAGCUCAUUUCGGACUUCACCCACGGCAACAACAUUUCUCUCAUUGUGGCCGAUACCCGGGGCCUUGCUGGGCAGAUAUUCUGCGACUUCGGCGAAGACUUCCGAGUGCUGGACACGAACGGAGAGCAGCCGCUGUCUAUAUUGAUCGAUUCCAUCACCAAGGACGAGGAGGGCGUGGUUACCUGCCUGGACAGAAUGCGGCACGGCUUCGAAGACGGAGACUACGUCACCUUCUCUGAAGUCAAGGGCAUGGCCGAGAUAAACAACUGCCCACCGAUGAAAAUCAAGGUGCUCGGUCCCUACACAUUCUCCAUCGGCGACACAACGCAGUUCGGUGAAUACACCCUAGGCGGCGUCGCAACCCAAGUAAAGAUGCCAAAGGACAUCAAGUUUAAAUCUUUAAGAGAGUCCAUGGCUGAGCCGGACUUCGUCAUUUCGGACUUCGCCAAAGUGAACCGUGCGCCGCAGCUUCACCUGGGUUUCCAGGCUCUUCACGAAUUUCACGAGUUGCACUCGCGCCUUCCUCGGCCAUGGAACAAGGACGAUGCAGCGGAGGUUGUCCAACUAGCCAAGAACAAGAACGCUGCUAAGGCCACACCACUGGAAAGUGUAGACGAGAAGCUGAUCACGACCCUGUCAUGCGUAUCAGCGGGCUCCCUGUGUCCCAUGCAGGCAGUGAUAGGAAGCAUCGCCGCCCAGGAAGUGAUGAAGGCUUGCAGUGGAAAGUUCAUGCCGAUCCAGCAAUGGCUCUAUUUCGACGCUUUCGAGUGCCUCCCAAAGGGCGGAGACGUUUUGGAAGCGGCUGCCAACGCAAUGGAGCGCACCCGUUACGCUGCACAGACCCGGGUUUUCGGAGUCGAUGUGCAGGACCAGCUGAUGGCUCAAAACUACUUUGUGGUUGGCGCUGGAGCUAUUGGCUGCGAGCUUCUCAAGAACUUCGCCAUGAUGGGCAUUGGGGCAAGUGACGGCCUCAUUCACGUGACAGACAUGGACGUCAUCGAGCGGUCCAAUCUCAACAGGCAGUUCCUGUUCCGACCCGAAGACGUCGGCCGCAUGAAGUCGACCACAGCCGCGAAAGCUGUCGUUGAAAUGAACCCCGACGUGAACAUCGCAGUCCACGAGGACAGAGUGGGUCCAGAAACGGAGAACGUAUACAACGACGACUUCUUCGGUUCUCUCCACGGCGUGGCCAAUGCACUGGACAACGUGGACGCGCGCCAGUACAUGGAUAAGCGCUGCGUGUACUACCGCAAGCCGCUGCUCGAGUCCGGCACCAUGGGCACUAAGGGAAAUGUCCAAGUGGUGAAGCCGGACUUGACCGAAUCCUACUCGUCCUCCCACGAUCCGCCCGAGAAGUCGGUACCCGUCUGCACAAUCAAGCAUUUUCCAAAUAACAUCGAGCACACCCUGCAGUGGGCACGAGAUGAAUUCGAAGGUCUGUUCAAGCAGUCUGCAGCAAGUGCUGUCCAGUACUUAAGUGACCCUCAUUUUCGGCUGAAGAUCCUACAAACGCUGCCACUGAACCAGAAAGUGGUGCUAAUGGAAGAAAUGAAGAAGAUUCUGGUCGACGAGCGAGCGAUUGUUUUCGACGACUGCGUCGCCUUCGCCAGGCUGCGGUUCCAGGAGCAGUACAGCAACCAGAUACGACAGCUGCUCCGAAACUUUCCCGAGAACCACACUACAACCUCUGGUACUCUUUUCUGGUCUGGCCACAAACGAUGUCCUCAUCCCAUCGAAUUUGACCCCGACAACACGCUGCACAUGGACUACAUCGUGGCUGCAGCGAACCUGCGGGCAACUAUGUUCGGCAUUCCGUGCAUCACGGACCGUCAGGCGAUCGCCGCCAUGCUCAAGGAGGUUGAAGUCCCAGCAUUCGAUCCGCAACCAAACGCGCAAACAGCCGUGAACGUCAACGACGCAAACGCACAGCCUGUAGCGCAGCAGGUCGUACCACCACCGAACGACGAGGAGCGCUUGGUGCAACUGCUGGAAGAGUUGCCCGUUCCGGAGAAACUCCAGGAUGUGACACUGACGACGCUGGAGUUCGAGAAGGACGACGACACCAACUUCCACAUGGACUUCAUCGUCGCGGCCUCGAACCUGCGUGCCGCCAACUACGACAUCGAGCCAGCCGAUCGGCUCCAGAGCAAGCUCAUCGCGGGCAAGAUCAUCCCGGCCAUCGCCACCACCACUUCGCUCGUGGCGGGUCUCGCCUGCCUCGAGCUGUACAAGCUGGCUCAGGAUCACAACGAGCUGGAGUUGUACAAGAACGGUUUCGUCAACCUGGCGUUGCCUUUCUUCGGCUUCUCGGAACCGAUAACUCCCGUGAAGAAAAAGUUUCGAGACCUUGAGUUCUCCCUAUGGACAACGCUUGACAUUCAAGGCGAGCUCACCCUUCAACACUUCAUCGAUAAUUUCCAGAACGAGUAUAAAGUCGAAAUCAUCAUACUGGCUGAGGGAGCCCUGCUACUGUAUGCCAACUUCAUGCCCCCGCCGGCGAGACGUCUUAAGAUGACCCUGAGCGAAGUGGUGGAGGAGGUGUCCAAGAAAAAGAUCGACCCAGGAAAGCGCGCCCUGAUGCUUCAAGUGAUGUGCGCCGAUUCUGACGGUAACGAAAUAGAGGCGCCCAUGGUACGCUACUUGCUACCGACGCAAGAGCAAGAAAUUGCCGUCCCUCCAGUCUGAACGGCAAAAAGAGAAAGCCACUAUCGACGCCAUUUCUACCACGCCACUUCACAGCCCGCGUCGAUGCCUUCUCGAAAGCCGAAGCGAGCGACAAGCCCCUUUUUCAUCUCAUCGACGUCCAUGUCACCUGGAAUUGGAUGUUCUCCACUAAGGCCCCGCCCCUUCAUCUUUAAAUUGACACAAAUUACAGCAGUGAAAUCCGA